Messenger RNA from Raphanus sativus (radish), 1703 nucleotides. Its product is annotated as F-box/kelch-repeat protein At1g74510. NCBI's taxonomy places the organism in Eukaryota, Viridiplantae, Streptophyta, Magnoliopsida, Brassicales, Brassicaceae. Gene Ontology annotation, molecular function: protein binding. Gene Ontology annotation, cellular component: nucleus. The transcript has 3 exons. The record is from RefSeq and is a predicted model, not a curated record. Bases 255 to 1526 code for a protein of 423 amino acids.
UUUUAUAUUGCAGAAAUCACCCCACUGGUUCGUUCGUGCAUCUUUUUAUAACCCCAAAAUUAUAUUAAUAAAAUAAAAAAAUGUAAAUCACAGCCCAAAUAUGCUACCAAUUUCAGCUGAAAAAUGUGAAGAUGUUGAAUGAAUAAAUCAAACCCAUAGCCUCUCAUCCAGUCGCAGCCAAACAAAUCUUCAAUCGAGUUUGAUUGUAAGACGAAUCGGAGGGGUUAUUCUCCGGUAACUGCGUCAUCUUCAUCAUGUUGGAGGCUCCGAGUUAUCUUGUGUCAAGGGACUUACCAUCUUCAUGUGAGGAAGAGAGCAAAUGGAUAUACAACGCUCACUGCGUCCUUCAGCUCUCCUUGAAGAAGCGUUUGUUAGAUCAACAAGGAAGUUACAGCAGGAGCAAAAUGCUACGUCUUGAGAGUUCUAACCAAACUCAGCAAGAUGUUGGUGGUGGUGGUGGUGGUGAUCAACAGAGUCCACCAGUAACUACGCUUGACCAAAACGCUCUUCUCAACUGCUUAGCUCACUGUUCUUUAUCUGACUUCCGCUCCAUCGCCUCGACGAACAGAACCUUCCGCUCGCUCAUUAAGAACAGCGAGCUCUACAGGCUGAGACGAGCAAAGGGCAUCGUGGAGCAUUGGAUAUACUUCUCUUGCGUGCUCUUGGAAUGGGAAGCUUACGAUCCAAACGGAGACCGAUGGCUGCGUGUACCCAAAAUGACAGUGAACGAAUGUUUUAAGAGUUCGGACAAAGAGUCUCUCGCUGUCGGUACAGAGCUUCUUGUGUUCGGUAAAGAGAUUAUGUCCCUUGUGAUUUACAAGUACAGCAUCCUGACCAAUACAUGGACGUCAGGGAUGCAAAUGAACGCUCCUAGGUGCUUGUUUGGUUCAGCUAGUCUAGGUGAGAUCGCGGUUGUAGCUGGAGGAUGCGGCCCUCGUGGGCAGAUACUGAACUCUGCUGAGGUUUAUAACUCGGAGACCGGGGAAUGGACCGUGAUUCCAAGCAUGAACAAGGCGAGGAAGAUGUGCUCGAGCGUGUUCAUGGACGGGAACUUCUAUGUUCUUGGAGGUAUCGGAGAAGGGAACUCUAACAUGCUUAUGUGUGGUGAGGUCUAUGAUCUGAAGAAGAGGACAUGGACGUUGAUACCCAACAUGUUACCGGGAAGCAACGGUGGAGGAGGUGCAGCGGCGGUGUCAGGUGCACCACCGCUUCUAGCUGUUGUCAAGGACGAGCUAUAUGCUGCGAACUACGCGCAGCAAGAGGUGAGGAAGUACGACAAGAGGUGUAACGUGUGGAACAGAGUGGGGAGUUUGCCAGAGAGGGCUUCUUCGAUGAACGGUUGGGGAAUGGCGUUUAGGGCUUGUGGAGAUCAGCUAGUGGUGGUUGGAGGGCCUAGGGCACUUGGUGGAGGGUUCAUAGAGAUCAAUGCUUGUGUCCCAAGGGAAGGUGAGGCGCUGCAUUGGAGAGUUCUUGCAUCAAAGCGAUCAGAAAGCUUUGUGUAUAAUUGUGCGGUUAUGGGAUGUUGAUGAAAACUUUGAGAGCCCAUUUCAAAAGUUGUUGACUUCUUUAUUUAGGGGUUCUUACAUGUUAUUUUAAACACUUUGUUUUGUUUUCUUCAUUGUCUUUCUGGGGGUUAUUGUUGUUGAGGCAUAAUCUUGAACUGAACAAGUUUCAAUAAAAUUUGAAGAUAAUUUAAGAACAAA